Molecule: messenger RNA, 1769 nt
Organism: Hypomesus transpacificus
Lineage: Eukaryota; Metazoa; Chordata; Actinopteri; Osmeriformes; Osmeridae
Product: heat shock protein beta-1
Exons: 4
Coding region: 630-1769 (379 amino acids)
Biological process (GO): protein refolding; response to heat
Molecular function (GO): protein folding chaperone
Source: RefSeq, a predicted model, not a curated record
UGUGUGUGUGGGGGGGGGGGUGGAUCUCAAGGAAGUGAAACCGACUUACACUCCCUCAUCACAAGGCAGAGGGCGGACGGUUGCCAUAGCGCCAGCGCAUUUCACCGGGAAGUGAGAAGCCAGACUGUUGAGGCUGUCAGCACGAACACACACACAAACACACACCACAACGGUCUCUCCUCAGGGCCGGCACUCAUCCGCCAGCUAUUUGUCAUUUGCCCCUCAGAGUUAUAAAUAUAACUAAUUAGUAUGCUGCUCCGAUGCAGGCCGGGUGAGAAGGAUAUGGAAAUCUAGCCUCCACACCCAUCUGACCCUCCCCGCAUUCCCCUCCGAUAGACUCACUCUUGGGGCUUGGAUUGCGGCUGGACAGGCGGACGGGUGGAUGGACACGGUAUAUAAGGUCCGGUGGAGAUGUCUCCCAGCUCACCACACUCCGCUCCGGCAAACCUGGCUCAGAGAACCCUGCUCCGACCCCACGCCUCCCCCUCUCCCUCUCGAUCGAGCUGAGCAUCGCAUCUCCAGGAACGGGGACACUCGGAGACUGUUUGAUCCAAACACCCAAAAGGGGACGUCCAUCCUGAUCUUCGGCCCCCUUUCAUCGUCCCGCUCCUCGGAUAUUUCCACGGACCAUGACCGAGCAGACCAAAUCAGCUUUGGGCCCUCGCCCUCAGUACGCCCGCGAUGCCACCUGGUACCCCCUCAGGAGCUGGUGGCAGCCCAGCCAGCCAUUCAGUCAGGACUUUGGCUCGCCCGCUUCCCUGGAGUCAGGGGACCUCGGUUGGAUGGAGUGGCUGCAGCGCAGACAGGCCUCCAGCAACUGGCCUGAGUUCGUGCCCUUCUCCCCCCUCCUCCUGCCCUCGUCCCCGGGCAUCAUGAGGCACCCCAGGACCAGGCCCGGCAGGGUGGCGGGGGAGACGGAGGUCAGGACGGAGCAGUACUUCUGGAGGGUCAGCCUGGACGUGGGUCACUUUGCCCCAGAGGAGCUGACCCUGAGGACCAGGGAAGGCUUCCUGGAGGUUGGAGGGCAACACGAGGAGAGAGCAGAUGAACAUGGAUUUGUUUCUAGAUGUUUUACAAGGAAAUACAAGCUACCCAUCGGGGUGGACUCCUCCCAGAUCCAGUCCACGCUGUCUGGAGACGGAGUUUUGUGUGUGGAAGCGCCUCUUCCUGUAGCUCCACUCCCCGGGGACCUCGUCAUUCCCAUCCAGGUGGAGAGGAAGACCACCGGAGAGGAGGGAGAUGCAAGGCCAGGAGAGGCCCACGAGGCUGACACUGAGAGCAGACACUCUCCACCGUCCGCCCCCGGAGCUCCAGACACCCCUGACCUGGCGUCUGGUAAACCCGCCACGGAGGGCCCGGACCUGGGGGAGUCUUCACUGGAAGGCCCCGGAGGUGAGGCCCGUCCAGGUAGUUCCGUGGUAGGACAUGAGGAGCCAGGAAGGGAGGGGAGAGAUGGAGGAGAAACGGGCCUCCCUGCUGAGCAUGCUGGGAAACCUCACGCCUCCGGCUCGGCAGAUGCCGAGGGCCUUCCGGAAUCUUCCGAGCACCUGGAGGCUCUGGAUGAUCCAGACAGCCCCGACACGCUCACCUCCGACCAGGCGGAGCACGCAGACCCGGCCCAGCACGAUGGAGAACCAGGGGGCUCAGGGGAGUCUUUUGAGGAACUCCCCCAGCCAGAGCAGCCUGAACCGGGUACAAGUCAACCAGAGGAGGCCCUUAGCCAGGAGCCGGAGGCUCCAGACAUGGAGCAGCAGGAGUUCACCAAGUAA